Pisolithus orientalis is the source of this 947-nucleotide messenger RNA. Its product is annotated as P-loop containing nucleoside triphosphate hydrolase protein. NCBI's taxonomy places the organism in Eukaryota, Fungi, Basidiomycota, Agaricomycetes, Boletales, Pisolithaceae. Gene Ontology annotation, cellular component: cytoplasm. The record is from RefSeq and is a predicted model, not a curated record. Gene Ontology annotation, molecular function: kinase activity; ATP binding. The transcript has 2 exons. Bases 56 to 712 code for a protein of 218 amino acids.
CACUGGAACUAACCUGAGUUCUGUUACUGUAAUACAAUCUUGGGGCGUACCGACCAUGGACGAGACGGCCAGGGAACUUGCAGCAGUUGUCGUCAGCAAGCUAGAUUCAAUACCGCCAAACGCCCGACUACUCAUUGCAAUCGCUGGGUUCCCUGCGUCUGGGAAAUCUACGCUAGCUGUCUUGGUUGUCGACCACGUCAAUGCGCUGUUAGCAAACGCAAACACCGAGCACCGAAGUGAUGCGACUCCACUCCCCCAGGCUAUCAUGAUCGGUCUCGACGGCUGGCAUCUGACCCGCGCACAGCUCGAUACCAUGGAAAAUCCGAAAUUAGCCUACGAUCGUCGUGGAGCACAUUGGACGUUUGAUGGUCAAUCCUACGUCUCGUUCGUUCACCUCUUGCGUGCCCCUGUCUGUGAGAGCACUAUAGUUAUCACCGCUCCCUCGUUCGAUCAUGCACUCAAAGACCCAACGCCCGAUGCAGUGGUUAUUUAUCCUCAUCACCGCAUCGUAAUCAUCGAAGGUCUGUACACGAUGCUUGACGUUGACGUGUGGAGAGUGGCUGCUGAGGCGAUGGAUGAGCGGUGGUGGGUUGACGUUGAUUGGGAAAUCGCAAGAGAAAGAUUGGUCAAGAGACAUGUCCUCACUGGUGUCGCAAAGGACAUGCAAGAUGCCAAUUGGCGAGCUGAUGAGAAUGAUGGACCAAGUGAGUGACGUCACGAUGACAUUGGCAUUCGAUCUUCUUCCAUCUCUACACAGUUGCAAGUUUGCUGACCUCUUGAAUAGAUGGAAAGUUUAUAGUUGACAAUUUGUACAAGCCAACACGGAAUGUUAGAAGCAUUGAUGACCCUUUGUAUACCCUUCCGUGAAAGUGGUCGUGUGAGCUACGUUGAUCGCACUCGGUUUUCCUACUCGAUUGAACGUAGAUACAAUCCGUAUGAUGCCGUCC